UGGCUGUAGUCGGCCGGCGGCGCGCCCGAGAGCUUAGCGGUUCCGGCGGCUGAGGCGGCUCCAGCGCGGGGCCUCGCCGGCAGUGUCCGCGGCCGCGGGAGAGGCGGGCGCGGCGGCCGCCGGGUGCCAGAGCCCCAAGCGCGAAAAGUCACCACCCAUAUAAUGGAUUUUGUCUGACUCUGUAGAUCAGAUUGCUUUCUUCUGGAUAUCCUAAAUAUAAGAAAUAUGCAUAAUUUCUUAUUUCUGCAAGUAGUCAUGACUGCUGAAAAAAGAAAUUUUUUAAGGUGUAGCAGAAGUGAUUUUGGUACCUUGAAUGGAGAUCUUGAUUUUGUCUUUAAUAUUUGAUAACCUUUUGCUAAAGGUAUGAAAAAGCAAAGAACUUCCCUCAGUAGGCAAGUGCACAUUAAUAAGAAUGCCUAGAAGAGGCUUGAUUCUUCAGACCCGGACCCAUUGGCUGCUGUUGGGGCUCGCUUUGCUCUGUAGUUUGGUACUAUUUAUGUACCUUCUGGAAUGCGCCCCCCAGACUGAUGGAAAUGCUUCUCUUCCGGGUGUCAUUGGGGAGAAUUAUGGUAAAGAAUAUUAUCAAGCCCUCCUACAGGAGCAAGAAGAGCAUUAUCAAACCCGGGCAACCAGUCUGAAACGCCAAAUUGCCCAACUCAAACAAGAAUUACAAGAAAUGAACGAAAAGAUGAGAUCAUUGCAAGAGAGAAAGAACGUAGGGGGUAAUGGCAUAGACUUUCAAGGCAACAAAGAGCAAGCACCUAGUGACCUUUUAGAGUUUCUUCAUUCCCAAAUUGACAAAGCUGAAGUUAGCAUCGGAGCCAAAAUUCCGAGUGAGUACGGCGUCAUUCCCUUUGAAAGUUUUACCUUAAUGAAGGUAUUCCAAUUGGAAAUGGGUCUCACUCGCCAUCCUGAGGAAAACCAGUUGAAAGACAAGAGAGAUGAAUUGGUAGAAGUUAUUGAAGCUGCCUUGGACGUCAUUAAUAAUCCCGAUGAAGACGAUGAAUCGGAAGAUGAGGAUGGGCCACUAGGAGAGAAACUGCUAUUUAAUGAAAAUGACUUCCUAGAAGGUUAUUAUCGCACCGAGAAAGAUAAGGGCACACAGUAUGAACUCUUUUUUAAGAAAACAGACCUUAUGGACUAUAGACAUGUGACCCUCUUCCGCCCUUUUGGACCUCUCAUGAAAGUAAAGAGUGAGAUGAUUGACAUUUCUAGAUCAAUUAUUAAUAUCGUUGUGCCACUUGCUGAAAGAACUGAAGCAUUUGCACAGUUUAUGCAGAACUUCAGGGAUGUAUGCAUUCAUCAGGACAAGAGGAUUCACCUCACAGUGGUGUAUUUUGGUAAAGAAGGACUAUCUAAAGUCAAGUCUAUCCUAGAAUCUGUUGCAAGUGAGUCUAAUUUUCAAAAUUACACCUUGGUCUCAUUGAAUGAAGAAUUUAAUCGUGGACGAGGACUAAAUGUGGGUGCCCGAGCUUGGGACAAGGGAGAGGUCUUGAUGUUUUUCUGUGAUGUUGAUAUAUAUUUCUCAGCUGAAUUCCUCAACAGCUGCCGGUUAAAUGCUGAGCCAGGUAAAAAAGUGUUUUACCCCGUGGUGUUCAGUCUCUAUAAUCCUGCCAUCGUUUAUGCCAAUCAGGACGAGCCUCCGCCUGUGGAGCAGCAACUAGUUCACAAAAAGGAUUCUGGCUUUUGGCGAGAUUUUGGCUUUGGAAUGACUUGUCAGUAUCGAUCAGAUUUUUUGACAAUUGGUGGAUUUGACAUGGAAGUCAAAGGUUGGGGUGGAGAAGAUGUUCAUCUUUAUAGGAAGUACUUACAUGGUGACCUCAUCGUGAUUCGGACUCCGGUUCCUGGUCUCUUCCACCUCUGGCAUGAAAAGCGCUGUGCCGAUGAGCUGACACCCGAACAGUACCGCAUGUGCAUCCAGUCCAAGGCCAUGAACGAGGCCUCCCACUCCCAUCUGGGAAUGCUGGUCUUCCGGGAGGAGAUAGAGACGCACCUGCACAAGCAGGCGUACAGGACAAACAGCGAGGCUGCUGCGUAGCAGUCAGGAUGCAUCACAGCCUCAGCCACAAACCAGCACGAUUUGUUUAGCCUUAAUUCCAGUUCAGAUGCAGUGCCUCUUUCAGAGACAAAAUCUUUAUCUUUUGAGUCCUUUCAGAUAUGUUUUUACUUUAGCAGUUCAACUUGAUAUGAGAAGGAAAAUCAAGUGUUUAAAUACAAAGCCUGCUUUUUGAGAAUACUGCCCUAUAGAAUACUUGGGAAAUUGAAAUGUGGUGUUUGUCCCAAAAGUAGCUUUGACUUCAUUUCAGCCCUUGCAUCCCAUGUCCAGGAUGGGUGGGAUGGUUAAACGUGCUGUGCUAACGGCGGGGCAGGGGCAGCAGGGCCCUCCAGAGAGGACAGAGGGUUACAGAGGUUUUCACCUGCUGCCCACUCAGUGAACCUGCUUGAUCUGUAAGUGGAAAUCGUAUGUAAAUUGCUGAAGCAGAGAGUAAUAAAUGACACAUCUGGAAUCUCGGCAGAAAUCAAAACUUAAUGUUGCUUAGCCCCCUGAAUGUCUCUUGUUAAACAAAUGAGUAAUAGUAGAAAAUACUUAGGAUAGAAUCUAUGGCUUGAUAAAAAAAAAUAAUGUGUUAUUACAUUAUUAUCAUGUUCAGGAUUAUACUCAGAGUUGCUGUAUGCUCAAGAGUUUUGAACAAACAGAAAUAAACCUGGAAAGGUUUUUAACAGAACAUUUAAUUACGUUGGCAUAUAAGAUGCUAGCUGUGUCUGAGAAUAUCACUUUAUGUGAGCCAGGCCACAUCAGCUCCUGCUUGUGGCAGCUCAGAAUUGAUGAGCAUGGCAUGGUUUUGUUUGUUUGUUGCUUUGUAUUGUCUCAUUUAACAUGGAUCCAUAUGUAUUUAUUUUCCUUUAUUUUCUAAUAUGUUAAUAUACACUAUGUCUAUGGGGAAAAUGUAUUUGCAUAUUUGAGUUGAGAGAGCAUUUCACUGGAGGGAAGAAAAAGCAAUUUAAUGCCUUAUACCAGAAGAUCACACUGAUUUGGUAAAAGAGAGGAGGGGGGACUGGUAUGAAUGGAAAUCUGAAUUGCAGAAUGUUGUAGAGAAAUACAUUGUAUUAUUACAGAUAGAAUGAUGUUUUAAUUGAGGCAUAAGUCAUAUUAAUGAGAUAAGGUGAAUAAGAAAUUAUAUUCAGUAGGACUGAACUAUUAUUUAUCACGCUCGGGUCUUCUACCAUAGGGUCAAUUACUAGAUCCAGAAAUUGGAGAUAUGGUAAAAGGCAUGCAUACAUUUUUGAACCUUUGGCUUUUAAAAGGGACUAUAUUGAAUUCUUUCUAUGUGUACAUAAACUCCUGAAAAUUCACAGAAGAAAAAACAUUGCAAGUUUUACUCAGUAAAUCAUAUCAUCUGAAAUAUUCCAAAUUCCACACUUCUGGGUGCUACAUGAAUUUAGUUUUAUAAUAAUUCUAACUAAUUAUUCUCAGAGCUUUUAAGUUGGAGUAGCAGUUAGGCAUGUUUUUAAAGUGUGUAAAAUGUUCUCUACAGAAUUAUUCAGGCUAUUGUCCUUUUUUAUAUAAACAAGGAUUCCUUUGUUUUUCAUCAUGAACGCCAGUGAAUUAUGGUACUUAAAGUGAGAGAAUGUAAUUACUGCAGAAGUAAAUUGCAGCUUGUUUUCUGACAGAAUCACAGGAUUUUACCUUUUCUCCUGUUUUUUCAAGCAGCUUUUUAUUUGAAGAGGAAGUUAAGCAGUGAAAACAUCACUAUGUUUUUGACAUUACACGGUACUAAUAAAAGUAUUUUAUUACCAAAAGUUAAA
Choloepus didactylus (southern two-toed sloth) is the source of this 3807-nucleotide messenger RNA. It is a transcript of the gene CSGALNACT2, whose product is annotated as chondroitin sulfate N-acetylgalactosaminyltransferase 2. Gene Ontology annotation, molecular function: glucuronosyl-N-acetylgalactosaminyl-proteoglycan 4-beta-N-acetylgalactosaminyltransferase activity. Gene Ontology annotation, cellular component: Golgi cisterna membrane. The record is from RefSeq and is a predicted model, not a curated record. Lineage: Eukaryota; Metazoa; Chordata; Mammalia; Pilosa; Megalonychidae.